AAAAAUUUAAAAAAGGAAGCAGAAGAGACCAAAAAAAAGUUAAAAAAGACCAGAUCAUUAUGGGAACGCAGUCAAGCCAAUCCCGUACUUUGGCCAUCCAAUCUCCUGUGGGCCCAGGGGACAAAGCAGGUGGAGAAGGACAGGCUGCCAAGUAGACCAGCCAAUGUGAUGGACAGACAAAGGAUAGGCUGCAUUCCCUUCCUCUCCACUUAUCUGCAGGUAACCUCCCUGGCCUCUGCAAGAGUUCUUCUUGCUGGAACGUUAAAGAGAAAUGUGAAUAAGAGGCAAAAAAAAUACAUGUACAACUUCAGAAGACAUGAAACAGCAUGGACAUUUUAAAGAAUAUUUGAUGCUGCAUAUAUUUAUUUUUAUAUAAGAUUUUAAAGGGAAGUUUAAGACAAGUUUUCUCACAGAUAUCUAUACUAUACCUUGAAUUGGGAAAAUGGUAAUCCAUCUUUUCUUGAGGACAAUCUUAUUUGCAAAGGAAGUCCUUGGUGUACAGAUGAGCUGAGCAGCUAAAUGCAAUACUGUAUAGAGACUGCUACAUCUACAGUAUUUUCUGGGAUGAAAGUGAAACGUAGUCAGUCAAUCGUAUAGAUCUCUCACUGUUACACUGAAUAUAUAGUGAUGGAGCGAUCGCUUUCCUUGUUGACACACUAACACAAGAGAUUCUCCACAACAGCAACCUGCCUUCACAGUGUGUGGAUGUUGUGGGAGCGACAGAGGCUGGAGAAAUGGUGAGCAAAGAGCCUGACCACUUGCUCACAGGCCAGACCAAUGGCAAGAGCAGCUUGGCAGACAAGUUACCUGGGACAAUGACCGUGCGCUCUGUGCUUCUCAAUCGAGACUCCCCCGAUAUCGAAAGUCGCCUCAAGCGGCGCCGCAACCGCACCCACCAGGUCCGCUUCAAAGACCUGGAGGAUGGUAGCAGCAGCAGUGGCAAUAGUGGAACAGGGGAAAACAAUAGCCAUCAGAAGCCUGUCAAAGACUGUGACAGUCCACAUCCUCUUCGCAAACACAGCAGCAGGUCCCCCCUGCCAUGGACUGACAGGGACAGGCCACAGACCAAGGAUCUACCUGGCCAAACCUCUGUGGUUGGGGCUGUGCGUGGUGACAUGGCGAGCACUAUAGAGGUGGUGGCUGCCUUUUUAGCUCGAGCGCCUCCUCAUCCAUUGACACCUGGUCCUACACGUCGAACCUGGGCACCACCGCAGGCUAACUCCCUAACCUUGCCAAUGACACGCAGGCCGAGUACAAGCACCAGCACAGCCAUUCAGACCUCCCCAUGCCUGAAAAAGCCCCAAUCUCUCCCUUCCUCCCACACUCGUAGCCACAGCCUUGGGGACUCAGUUGGGGUGGAUGGGGAUGACGAACAUGACUCUCAAGACGAGUUCCUUACUCACAACCAUGUGUUGUUACCUGCGUCCAAAGAUCAGAACGGCCCUCCUGGCCCAGGGGAGCGAACUGUGGUGGAACGAAGGUCUAAAGUAUCAAGGACCGAAAUUAAGUCUGCUGUAAAACCCUCAAGGCACAGCUGCCCCCCUUUAGUCCUUCAAAAUGCUGAGCCAUACCACUGUUCCUCUGUAUCCUGCCGAGAUGGCCCCAAACGUCAGGGAAGCAGUACUCCCUCAGCGAUCAGGAGGAGAAAGCGUCUAAAUAGGACAACGAGUGAUCCUGGAAAGGAAGUGCACUACUGCACCACUCCCACACAGACUGAAAGUCCCCGUCCAUCCCCAUCCCCUUCAAAUACCAAACUCUGUACCACUCAAGUUCAGACUGAGAGCCCACCCCCUCCUUUAAGUUCAAGGUACAGCACCGCCCAGAGUCAAACUGAAAAUCACCAUUCUCCACCUUCAAGUGAGGAACAAUGCACAACCCAAAUUCAGACCACCAGUACCAAUCCAACCCUACCUCUGAAUGCUCAACAGUGUACCGCUCAAAUACAAACAAGCUCUCCCAGUCACUCUUCUCCUGAUCGUAAACUUUCCACUACACAGACACAAACUAAAAGCCCGUUUGCUUCCCCACCUUUAAUACCAUCACCCAGCUCAGUGCAAAUUCUGUGCAAGCCUAUAUCCCCAACAGUGACUCCAGACCCUCCUACUACCCAAACAACUACUGUGCCUUAUUGUACAUCUCCCCCACCUACAAGUGCACCAAUACAAACUCCUGAGCACUGCACAAAGCUACCUUGUACUUCUCCAGCCAAGUUAGCUUCCACAACCCCACCUCCUCCCAAAGCACUUUCCAUUCCUUGCGCCACUUCUGUACCUACUGUUACCCAACUCCCAGUCCCCUAUUACACUGUUGUGUCCCCACCAACAACACCCAGCACAGCCGCAGUCUGCUCCAGUGCUUCUUCAGCUGCAUCGCCAUGCCCCACCCAAAACUGCACCCCCUUUAUGUCAAACGUGGUGUCAUCCCCUCAGUUAACCCGCUCCACCUCUACCCCAACUAUAACACCCAUUGUAACUCCUGCUGAUCCCACCAAACAGCCAACCCCUGCCCCAAAUGUAAUACAUCAACCACCAUCAGCAGCAUCAAAUGCUACACCUUCAUCAAAUGUAACUCCCUGUACAUUUGUUACUCAAACUGCCAUAUCUUGCACAUCCAUAUCAUAUUACACAACUACACAUGCAGUUGGUCCCCAUGCACCUCACUUGAACCCAACUGCACCUUCUUAUGCCACAGUUAUUCAAACUGUCUCUCAUUGCAACAUCCCAUGUCAAACUUUGCAAAAUACCUCUUCUGCUUGCACAGGCAUAACCCCUUAUUCCUCCCCCGUCCCAAAACUGAAAUCUUGCACUUCUCCGCCUCCGCUUGUGAAAACCUAUGCGUCCACUCUUGCAAAUGUUCAACAAUGUGCAACACCAACUAAAGCCAUUCCUCUGUACUCUUCCACAUUUCGUGCUGCACCACCAUACACCCCCCCUUCUCAGACCCCGUACAAUGCUCAGGAUAAGAGGGGCAUUCGACUUCCACCUCCUCCUCCACCGCCACCACCAUAUACACCACGAAAAAAGGGAAAUGAUCCGCCAGGUCCUGCAGUCCGAACACCCAUGCUCAGGGCAGACAGCAAGGUCAGCAACAAAGAUAAAGAUAGAGAGAAGGAAAAAAAGGAGGAUAUAAAAGACUCACCAAAGCUCUGUGAGAGAGCCAGCUCUCUGAAGCACAGAGCUCAAACUCCGCCAGUUGCUGUGAUGAAGGGAGAGAAGCAGUCCUCCUCCUCCUCCUCCUCUCCUGCCAAGGCCUGUUUUAAGCCCAGCUGUCUUAGCUCAGCCCAGGCUCAGCUUGGGGCCCUACACAAAAUGCUCUGCUCAGGAGCCAACGUCAGGCCGAACACCCCCAACAGCCAACACGCUCUCCCUCCAAAUCAGCAGGGAUGCUCUGGAUCCAGGGGCUGCUCUGCUUCUGGGGGGCGGCCUACAGCUGGGCCCCUGACUGCCACCCAGGCUGAUACUCUGAGACAGGUCCAGGAAAUUCUGGGAGGGUUGGUGUCUGGGGCCAGGUGUAAAUUGGACCCAUCCAGGGUUACAGAAAAGCUCUUGAGUCCCAAUGGCCCCCUGCAUGAUAUUCGUAGCUUGCAGACUCAACUUCACAGCCUGGAGGGGGUCCUGGAGACCAGCCAGAACACCAUUAAGGUCCUGCUGGAUGUCAUUCAAGACCUUGAGAAGAAGGAAGCUGAGAGAGAUGGAAGACAUUCCUACAGAACCGGACAGGACAUCGAGAACUGUGGGACCUGCAGGGACUGCGCGUGCAUCAUCUACAGUGUAGAGCAUGACUUUCGUCUGCAGGAAGGGCAGGUUGUACGCACGUGGAAGGUGGGCGACCCUCCAGAAGGCUCGCCACAGACACCCACACCCCAGCCCACGACACCUCACCAACAGGACUCCCCACAACCAGUGCGACCCCCUGCCACCACCAAGAAGAACCGGAAGAAGUGCUUCUGGUUCCUCUGAACACCGAGAGGAUGGAGACAUUUUUAUACUAUAAUGCACUGAGUAACGAUCUUAAAAAAAAAAAAAAAAA
Molecule: messenger RNA, 4029 nt
Organism: Pundamilia nyererei
Lineage: Eukaryota; Metazoa; Chordata; Actinopteri; Cichliformes; Cichlidae
Product: serine/arginine repetitive matrix protein 2
Exons: 3
Coding region: 735-3959 (1074 amino acids)
Source: RefSeq, a predicted model, not a curated record